AAAUAGAUGGGUGGCACCACGUCAAUGCGCCGAGAAGUAGUAUUUCAUUAACUACUUUGUCCACCUUAAGACAACCAGCAUUUAAGCUGCCCCCGCUCCUCCUCCGUCCACUCCCCUAAUCACUCCAACAUUUAUCACUCUCACCUGUCGUCACGAAAUCACUAAAUCACGAAAACCCACUAAAUUACAGCCCCAAAUCUCGCAGUGGCAGCAUAUCCAUCAGAGCAAGAAAAAUGGACUUCUCACUCUCUGUCCACCAAUGGCGUUGAAUUCCUUACUACUACACGAAACCCACAUAUUACUACUACCGACAACCACCGCCUCCAAAACCCCCUUCAAAAAUGGUCUCCCCUGACCUCUCUCGCUCUCACCUCCAACCACCACCGCUUACCAUGGCAAAUAAACCCACCAGAGCCAAACCGACGUCGUCCCUCCCCUUCCUCGGCGGCGCCUUGGUCGCUCUCCUCAUGGUCUACGCCCUAUGGUCCUUCGUAUCCACAAACCCUGGCUUCUCAAAUCCCUUCAACGAGCAGAAGAAAGCGAACGCGGACCCCGUUAACCUGCGCCACGACCCGCCUGACCCGACCUUCUACGACGACCCGAGGCUCAGCUACUCCAUCGACCGACCGAUUCGGAACUGGGAUGACAAGCGUCGGGAGUGGAUGAAGCACCACCAGUCGUUCUCGGCCGGGGUCAGGGCAGGGGGAGGGGAGAGGAUUGUGGUGGUGACGGGGUCGCAGGCGACGCCGUGUAAGAAUCCGAUUGGAGAUCAUUUGCUGCUGAGGUUUUUCAAGAACAAGGUGGAUUAUUGCAGGAUACAUGGGUACGAUGUGUUUUACAACAACGUGUUGCUGCACCCGGAGAUGCACUCGUACUGGGCGAAGAUACCGGCGGUAAGGGCGGCGAUGGUGGCGCACCCCGAGGCCGAGUGGAUCUGGUGGGUCGAUUCGGACGCGGCGUUCACUGACAUGGAUUUCAAGCUCCCUUUAGAAAGGUACAAAAACCACAAUCUGGUAGUCCAUGGCUGGAAGAACAUGAUCUACGAGGAGAAGAGUUGGGUGGCCAUCAACGCCGGUGUUUUCUUGAUCCGGAAUUGCCAGUGGUCGUUGGAAUUCAUGGAGGUUUGGGCAAGCAUGGGCCCACAAAGCCCGAACUAUGACAAAUGGGGCAAAAUCCAAAAAGCAACGUUCCAGGACAAGGUCUUCCCAGAAUCCGACGAUCAGUCGGGCCUGGUUUACCUCCUCCUUAAAGAGAAGGAGAAAUGGGGGGACAAGAUUUACGUAGAGGGGGAGUAUUACUUUGAAGGGUAUUGGUUAGAAAUUGUGGGGACACUAGACAAUAUAACGGAGAAGUAUGUGGGGAUUGAGAAGGAGGUGCCGAGAUUAAGGCGGCGGCAUGCGGAGAAGGUGAACGAAGGGUAUGCGGAGAUGAUGGAACCGUAUCUUAAGGAGGCGGGGUAUGGGCGGUGGAGCUGGCGGCGGCCGUUUAUUACACAUUUUACCGGGUGUCAGCCUUGUAGUGGGAAGCAUAAUAAGAUGUACUCCGGCAAGAGUUGCUGGGAUGGAAUGCAGAGGGCUUUGAAUUUUGCGGAUAAUCAGGUGCUUCGUAGUUUUGGUUUCGUGCACCCAGAUUUACUGGAUUCCUCCUCAGUGUCGCCUCUGCCAUUUGAUUUCCCGGCAUGAAAGGUCGUGAUAAGAGGUGCAUUUUGUUUUCUUGCUACUAGUUUAUAAAUCUACUUUGUGCAGUUUUGCUUCAGUACAAAUCAAAUUUGGUUUAUCUAUUUGUCCUAAACUACCUUCUUUACUUUUGUUCUUUUUGUUUAGUUUAGUUUUGUUUGCUUUUGGUUUUUGCAACUGUCAAAAGUUUAGACUGUAUAAUUUGAGAGAUGUCGUACUACAAAAGUUGAUAAUGACAUUCAGGCCAUGUUUGAUUGGUCGGAUUGGUAAUUAAGGGAUGUCCUAGUUUUAAGUGCAGAUGAUGUCAAUAAAAGUUCAAACUUCAAUGCA
Rhododendron vialii is the source of this 2006-nucleotide messenger RNA. RefSeq names its product putative glycosyltransferase 7. The transcript has 2 exons. Gene Ontology annotation, molecular function: galactosyltransferase activity. The record is from RefSeq and is a predicted model, not a curated record. Bases 342 to 1682 code for a protein of 446 amino acids. Gene Ontology annotation, cellular component: trans-Golgi network; membrane; endosome. NCBI's taxonomy places the organism in Eukaryota, Viridiplantae, Streptophyta, Magnoliopsida, Ericales, Ericaceae.